Messenger RNA from Amborella trichopoda, 1338 nucleotides. The record is from RefSeq and is a predicted model, not a curated record. Lineage: Eukaryota; Viridiplantae; Streptophyta; Magnoliopsida; Amborellales; Amborellaceae.
AUGGGCGAGGCCCUCUCUCUCUGUGCUUUCUCUCUCUGCCCACCCUCCAUAUCCUACGCCCACCUCCUCUUUGACAGUGUCCACAACCCGACUCCGUUCAUGUUCAACACCAUGAUCAGAGCUUUCUCCAAUUCCAAGACCUCCCAUGAAUCUUUCUCUUUCUUCAAUCGAAUGCUCGCCAAUGGUAUCAAACCCGAUCACUUCUCCUUCCCUUUCUCUCUCAAAGCGUGUGCCUUCUCUCUCUGUCUACAAAAUGGCAAAUGCCUCCAUACCAAAGUCAUAAAAUCUGGUUUCGAGCCGGACCCAUUUGUGCAUAGCUCCCUUGUCCAUUUAUAUUCAAUUUGUGGAGAAACCACUGAUGCACACAAAGUCUUUGAUGAAAUUAUUCACCCAACUGUAGUUUCUUACAAUGCUCUGUUAGCUGGGUUAGGCAAACAAGGGCUUAUUUCAGAUGCCCGGAACAUAUUUGAUAAAAUGCAAGAGAAAGAUUCCAUUUCUUGGAGCUCACUAAUAGCAUCAUAUGUCAAUGGCAAUGACUGUCUAGAAGCUCUGAUGGUUUUUAAAGAGAUGCAAUUAUCAGGAAUUGAACCUAACGAGGCUUCUCUUGUGAGCCUGAUUUCUGCCUGUGCUCGGUUAGGGGCUUUACGGCAAGGCAAGUGGGUCCAUAACUACUUGAGAAAGAGACGCAAAGAAGGCCUACAAUUGACCACUAAGAUGAGCACUGCACUCAUAGACAUGUAUGCAAAGUGCGGCCACAUAGAGAAGGCCAUCGAAGUUUUCGAAGAGAUUCAAGUGAGAGAUUUGUGGGCUUGGACAUCCAUUAUAACUGGGCUCGCAAUGCAUGGGCAUGGCGAAGAAUCGGUAUGCUUCUUCUCCAAGAUGAAGAGAGAUGGAAUGGUGCCUGAUGGGGUGGCUUUUUUGAGCCUUUUAUGUGCUUGUAGUCAUUCAGGGCUCGUCAAUGAGGGGAAAUUUUACUUUGAUCUCAUGACUAAGGACUAUGGACUUGAGCCCAAAAUGGCUCACUUUGGUUGCAUGGUGGACUUAUUGGGUAGGGCUGGAAGGCUCAAAGAGGCGGAGGAAAUCUUAGUUUCUAUGCCUAUGAAGCCUGAUUCAAGUGUGUUGGGAUCUCUACUGAAUGCAUGUUUUGUCCAUGGGGAUGAUCAGUUGGGAGAGAGAAUUGGAAAAAAGUUGAUUGAAUUGGAGCCUGGGCACUCAGGGCGCUAUGUGGGUCUCUCAAAUUUGUAUGCAAAGGCUGGGAGGUGGGGUGAGGCUGAGAAGGUGAGGGCAGUGAUGGAUAGUAGAAGAGUAAGAAAGCCACCAGCAUGCAGUAUGGUCUAG